This is a messenger RNA of Dendronephthya gigantea, 309 nucleotides long. Its product is annotated as cyanovirin-N-like. Bases 1 to 309 code for a protein of 102 amino acids. The transcript has a single exon. The record is from RefSeq and is a predicted model, not a curated record. NCBI's taxonomy places the organism in Eukaryota, Metazoa, Cnidaria, Anthozoa, Malacalcyonacea, Nephtheidae.
AUGGCGUUUAGCAAAAGUUCACGAAAUAUCAAAAUUCACGAUUCUGUCCUCAGUGCUGAUUGCCAAGACCUUCAAGGGUUCUAUCAACCUUCUACACUUAAUCUGAAUGACUACAUUGCUAACGAGGAUGGUUCCAUGGUCUGGAGGAAAGGAGGAAACUUUUGGGCGAGUUCCAGAAACAGCAGCCUAACUGAUCCCGCGAUUUUGCACGCUGAAUGCAGAAGAAUUGAUGGGUCUUACGCCUCCAGCCAAAUUGAUCUAGAUCAGAAGAUUGCCAACAUUGAUGGAAAGUUGACAUUCUCUGCCUAA